UUGAACAAACAUUUGGUUAGUUCGCUUUGUCAUGAACGCAUGUAUAUUUUUUAAUACGUUCUAUUCAUGUCAUAUGUAGUUACUGUUUUACACAAAUGUAUACUUGAAGAAACAAUUUUGUGUUAGAGGAUUGCAGUCACAUACCUUUCUGGACACAAAAUUAUUUUGAACGAUACAUUUGCGAUAAGUGUUAUCAUUCAAAAGAUAAUCAAGUGAUCAGACUUUUUAGUUCAAACUGAUUUGGAUUGACGGAAUAUGGGCUGUUUUAAUACUGUUUGGAGUAAAGCAAAAUCAAAAGUCCAGUCAUGGCACAAGACAGAGUUUAUCGCAAGCAAGGUUCGGGACCCUAUAUUUGGGAACAUAAUAACUAUGUCCAUAGCGGAAACUGCAGCUUAUAGAAUUAUCAUGCAAGAUGUGAGAGUGGGUCUAUUACCUUCAUAUGCGCCUUAUUUGCUGAUAUCAAUCGUCGCAAUGUUCGAGGCAAUACUUGGCCCUUUAGUUGCGUGGUGUGGAUACAAAACACGGAAGAGAAUGUUGCUUGGCUGGUCAUUUGGUUUCAUCUUGGCUUCUUUUUGCUGGUUUACAAUCCCGUCACCCGAUAAACUUGAGGAGUCAGAAUUUUGCGAAUAUCCAACUGUCAACACAUAUAUUCUCUUCGUCGGUCUACCAGCUCGGACAGCAGUGCGGAUGGUCGUGACAGUAUUUGUAGCAAUAUGCUUCUGUUUGGCGAGGGUGGCCACAUGGAGCCAUUACAUAGCUUACGCAGAUGACCAAGAUCCUAACAAAACUACUGUUGCCUUUGGACUCCUUGUUAUCGCUCGAGUGAUACCCUUUAUUUAUGGUUAUAAGAUGCUGAGUAUGAUUGUGGAGGUGACCGUCCUUCUAAAGAUCCUCAUUAUAACACUAACAACACUCCUAAACAUAGCAAAAAUUUAUUUCGUUGUACCGACAUCUGAGCAACAAAUCGAAGCGAAAGCACCUCCAAUGGAAAACAGAGGUUUCUUCAGGAGUUUGUUUCGAGUGCUGUGUAAUGUUCUCGCUAUGUCCCAAAUUCUGUCCGUGGCGCUACUCGCAGCUGCCUGCUGGGGAUUUGGGUUUAACGAAGAAGAGAUAGUCAAGACAAACUACGACAUUAACGCCUCGAAUGCAGGCAUAAUCGAUCAUCAUGUGGAAUUCUUUCGUUAUCUAUGUGCGAUUCUUGGUGUGGUGUACAUUGGCGUCAAGUAUUCAUCACCAAUACGGACCGAGUAUGAAAUACCCAGGGCCCUCAAGCACAUCUCGAAAAUGACACUUAUCGCUGCAAUUAUGUAUAUAGUUAUUGUUAUGGUGCCGCCAUGUAAUAAGGGUCGCGUGGCUGGCUUAGAAAACAGCAAUGUAUACACGCAUCCUCAAUGCAGUUUGUCGUGUGGUUGCGUGCCAAAAUGGAAUGAGUACAAUCCUGUAUGUGUAGUGGACACGAUGACGACCUACCUUUCACCAUGUGAGGCUGGCUGCACAGGUUCCUUUGCAAUUGACAAUUUAAUGGUAUACUCCAACUGCAGUUGCGCAGGUCCUUCAGGGCGAGUGGCACCGGGAUCUUGCAGUUAUUUCAACUGUCAGACUGGAUAUAAUUUUCAUAAGACAGCUUCUGCAGCAAUCGUGAUUUUGUCAGUGCUAGCGUUCCAGUCACAAGGCAUGGUGAUCCUCAAAUCUGUGGACCCUCGUGAUAAGUCCAUCGCCAUGGGAAUGAUGUGGUCUGUCAUUGCAGCUGUUUCUUAUGUCUGUGCUAACAAUAUCUUCUUGUCUAUUGCAUGGAAAACAUGCAGUUGGUACACAGGAGACAAAUGCCAACUUUACGAACAGAGAUUCUCUUAUAUAAUCGGAUUUACCUGCGCAGGACUCGUGUUUAUAGCAUUAGUUAUAAACUUCGUAGCCAUAGGAUACCUGAGAUUAAAAAACAGAAGAGCAGAAGAUAGAAACGUAGAUAACGAAGAGAGAACUGUUAUAGAAUAGAAUUAUUCGUGAUACUUGCCUCAAGUAAUUUCGUUGAUUCGGAGAAUAACUUAAACAUAAUUAUAAAAUAAAGAACAAAAGUAUUUUGUAAUUAAAAACUUAUUUGUUAAGUAUAAAGUAUAUAUCUGACUGGAGUAGAAUUAACCCUAUUUUCCGCUGAAGAUAAAUAUUUAAGAAACAAAAAUUAAAUUUAGAUUAUAUUGUUUUACUGAUACUGUUAUACGACCAGUCUUGAUGUACGGCUGUGAGGCUAAGACGCUAACCAUAUAAGAGGAGCAGAAGCCACUGGAGGCGGAAGUCAAGAUAUUGUGUAAAAUCCUGGGGCGACAAGGAGAGAGGAUAGGUCAUAUGGAGUCCGAAAGAAUGCCAAAAUAGAAUAGUUAGUAGCCAAACUCAACAUUAUAAGUGAACUAGCAAACUCGGCGAACUCCGUUUCGCCAGCAGAUGGCUUCGUUUUAUGUCACAUUUCGUUUGGUGAUCCCGCUUUUCUGCUGAAUUUUCUUUGCUAUAAACCUCACGGAGCCCGAGACCUUUCCAACGAAUGCAAAACCGUAGAAAUCGGUUUGUGCGUUCUGGAGUUAUAGCGUCAGGAAGGAAAACCCGUCUUAUUUUUAUAUAGUAGAUAUAAGGCUACGUUGGCUGGGGCACCUUGAGCACAUGGGCCCCGGACUGUGAAGGAAGCUUAUCUGAGCUGGCCUAGGUACUGCUGGAUUGAUAAAGUGGAGGAGGACCUGCUACAGCCGAAAGCCAGCAAUUGGCGGGAGGUGAGAAAGGAAGAUUCUCACUUCAAAGGCCAAGUCAGUUUUUGGCCUUCUUUGGCCCAGAGCCAGUAGAAUAAGCGUGAUUUAAUUAUAAUUUAAAUAAAAUUUCCUACUUAGAGUUAAUAUAAAAAGUAUUAAUAAUUUAAGUUAUAUUAUAUAAACAAAUUUAAAUAAUAAAUGGGUCGUUAAUUUAAUUCAUACUAAUAUACUACUUAUAUUAUCGUUAUCUAA
Molecule: messenger RNA, 2984 nt
Organism: Pieris napi
Lineage: Eukaryota; Metazoa; Arthropoda; Insecta; Lepidoptera; Pieridae
Product: solute carrier organic anion transporter family member 1B2-like
Exons: 13
Coding region: 256-1992 (578 amino acids)
Biological process (GO): sodium-independent organic anion transport; transmembrane transport
Cellular component (GO): membrane
Molecular function (GO): protein binding
Source: RefSeq, a predicted model, not a curated record